AUGAACCCUUCCCAACUGCAGAAUCAUUUUCUGAAAAUAGGCGAGAAGAACUGCUGUGUGUUCCGUGAUGACUUCAUUGCCAAAGUGCUGCCGCCGGUUGUGGGGCUGGAGUUCGUGUUCGGGCUCCUGGGCAAUGGCCUUGCCCUGUGGAUUUUCUGCUUCCACCUCAAGUCCUGGAAAGCCAGCCGGGUUUUCCUGUUCAACUUGGCCGUGGCUGACUUUCUCCUGAUCAUCUGCCUGCCGUUCCUGGCGGACAACUACGUGCGGAGGUGGGACUGGAAGUUUGGGGAGAUCCCCUGCCGGCUCAUGCUGUUCAUGUUGGCCAUGAACCGCCAGGGCAGCAUCAUUUUCCUCACUGUGGUGGCCGUGGAUAGGUACUUCCGGGUGGUCCAUCCCCACCACGCCCUGAACAAGAUCUCCAAUCGGACAGCGGGCAUCAUCUCCUGCCUCUUGUGGGGCAUCACCAUCGGCCUGACGGUCCACCUCCUGUACAGAACGAGGUUGAUCGAGAAUCAGGGUUCAAAACUGUGCAGCAGCUUCAGCAUCUGCGAUGCCUUCCGCUGGCACGAUGCCAUGUUCCUCCUGGAGUUCUUCGUGCCCCUGGGCAUCAUCCUGUUCUGCUCAGUCAGGAUCGUCUGGAGCCUGCGGCAGCGGCAAAUGAACAGACAUGCCAAGAUCAAGCGGGCUAUCAACUUCAUCAUGGUGGUGGCCAUUGUCUUCAUCAUCUGCUUCCUGCCCAGCGUGGCCGUACGCAUACAUAUUUUCUGGCUCUUGCGCAAGGCUGGCACGGAAAACUGUGACAUCUAUCGUUCAGUGGACCUGGCGUUUUACAUCACCCUCAGCUUCACCUACAUGAACAGCAUGCUGGACCCUUUGGUGUACUACUUCUCCAGCCCAUCUUUCCCCAACUUCUUCUCCACCUUGAUCAACCGCUGCCUGCAGAGGAAGGGGCCGGAUGAGUUGGAUAACAACCGCAGCACCAGCGCCGAGCUCACGGGGGAUCUGAGCACUACCAAGAACGUUCCCGAGGCUUUGAUGUCCAAUCUCAGUGAGCCGCAGAGCCCCUCUUAUCUGAAUCCAGUCUCCAGUUAA
Molecule: messenger RNA, 1092 nt
Organism: Budorcas taxicolor (takin)
Lineage: Eukaryota; Metazoa; Chordata; Mammalia; Artiodactyla; Bovidae
Gene: HCAR2
Product: hydroxycarboxylic acid receptor 2
Exons: 1
Coding region: 1-1092 (363 amino acids)
Biological process (GO): G protein-coupled receptor signaling pathway
Cellular component (GO): membrane
Molecular function (GO): G protein-coupled receptor activity
Source: RefSeq, a predicted model, not a curated record